Molecule: messenger RNA, 506 nt
Organism: Manacus vitellinus (golden-collared manakin)
Lineage: Eukaryota; Metazoa; Chordata; Aves; Passeriformes; Pipridae
Product: BTB/POZ domain-containing protein KCTD9-like
Exons: 2
Coding region: 200-493 (97 amino acids)
Source: RefSeq, a predicted model, not a curated record
GUGCUGUGCCAGCCUGGAGAGGGCUGACCUGUCAGGCUCUGUGCUGGAUGGAAGAGCUGCUGCAGCUUGGGAGGGCUGGGCUUGUGUUAACAGAGAGGAGCUGGAACAAACAGAGCGGUGUAAAACAUCGAGUUCUUAAAUAUAUUCUAGAGUUGUUCUGGUUCCCAAAGCUUUUACACUUCCUCCCAGUAAUGAUUUAAUGGGAUUGACUCCCAAAGCAGAAAUUAAAACUGUCUUCUUGAUUGUCUUUGGUGUUGUUCUUCCGGCUCUCAGUGACUCCUGUCUGUGCCAGUGUGCCAACCUGCCAGGGGUGAAGAUGCUGCGCUCCAACGCAGAGGGAGCGUCCCUGAAAGGCUGCAACUCUGAGGACCCAUCAGGCCUUCAAGCUAAUCUGGAAGGUGCCAACCUGAAAGGAGUGGCCAUGGAGGGCAGUCAGAUGACAGGAAUGAACCUCCGAGUUGCAACGCUGAGAAAUGCCAAACUAAAGAACUGAAACCUCAGGGGAG